AUGAACGCGCACCACGCCUCCCUCUCCCUCCUGGUGGCGGUCGUGCUAUUGAGCUCCUUGCCCCAGCUCGAGUUUACCAUCGACGUCACUGCCUCCUUCAAUCCCAACGCCCCGACCCCUUGCGAGUACUGCGACUCCAAAAACAGCAUGGACUACCGCGAGGGAGCUAGAACUGAAUGCACCUACCCCAUUGGUGACAACAUUCCAAGCGACGAUUGCCAAAUGAGGUGGGGCUCAGUAAACUUGGGCGAAAACCCCACACCGCUUUGCUUUAACGCUAGCGGUGCCGGCUUCCGCGGCUUGAGGGGCGUCACCCUCAUCUCCAACCCAACAGACGACACCCCCACUAAGAUUGGGUUCUUCGAGACUACCAACACCGGCAGUCGGAGCGACUGUGAUCCGAGCUUUCAGUACCAUGAUAAAACUUGUGAUGAUCGGUUCACUUUCAACACGGACAUCGGGUUGCAGGCCAGCUUCGUUUUCGAGAAUGUUCGCUAUACGCUCGAGAUCGCUGGCUUCAGCCAAGGCGAUAGCCUGCAGCCCGUUCGCUACUUCAGCACACGUGAGCAGAACGCCAGCCGAGCUGAUGUGUAUGCGCGGCUCAUCACCGUCUGUGAUUCCACUGAGUGCGGACCCAAUGAGCAAUUCUUCAAGGAGAACUGCACGUGCGGAUGUCUCUUGGAUAGUGAUCUCUGCCAGGCCACCCUCGGCCCCAACUGGACACUGGACGAGUCCGCCUGUGACUGCAUUUGCGGUCUCAACGCCACCACCGCCAACUGCACGGCUGGCGAGAUGUGGAGCGCAGACUCGUGCAGCUGCGGAUGCAACCUCACUGACGCUUACUGUUCAACGAUUAACUCAACGUUUGAGGUCGUCGGUGAGGCGGAAGAGUGCCUGUGUGGCUGCCCGCGCGACUCGGCGCUCUAUUGCGCGCGAACAAAGGGCCAGUUCUACGCGCCCGCCGGCAACUCGUGCGUGUGUGCGUGCGCGGUGACGGACGACAAGUGUCGCGAGGCCUUCGGCGAGGGCUAUACGGUCGAUGUGGAAGCCAACAACUGCGGUUGCAUCAUCCCUGGCGGCGGCGGCCUCAGCGACGGCGACAUCGCCGGUAUCGUCAUCGGCUCGGUCGUGGGCGGUUCUCUCUUGGCCGGCCUCUUCAUUGCCGCCGGUGCCCUGCUGAUCUACCUGAUUCGCGCCGGCAAGAUCGCCGGCAUCUACGGGUACAAGCUCGAGCCGGCCCUCCUUGAUGGCGUCAACGAAUCGCCGCUCUACAACAGCCCCUGGAGCAACAACAGCCCUCUCAACUCGUAG
This is a messenger RNA of Acanthamoeba castellanii str. Neff, 1311 nucleotides long. Its product is annotated as multiple CXCXC repeat domain containing protein. The record is from RefSeq and is a predicted model, not a curated record. The transcript is spliced from 10 exons. NCBI's taxonomy places the organism in Eukaryota, Discosea, Longamoebia, Acanthamoebidae. The coding region runs from base 1 to 1311 and encodes 436 amino acids.